AUGGAUGAAGACACUAAUUUAUUACAAGCUUGGUUUAACAAAAUAAUAGAUAUGUCUUCAAAUAGAAAAAGAUCUAAAGUCGUCGCCGAAAUGUGCGAUAAAUGGGACUACGUACCUGCGCUUAAAAAAAUAAAAGUUAAGAAGGAAACGAAAGAAUAUCUCGGACUAACACAGAGGUUUGAAGCAGCAGUAAACGAUGUUCUAGCUGGAGCAGAAGAGAAAUUAAUCGCUAAGAAUUAUGAACUUGAUUUCGAGACACUGUGUGACGAAGUAUGCCGCUUCAAAAAUUCUGGAGCGAAGAUAUACGAGUACAAUGGAACCGGAAGAAUUUUCUCGUUUAAAGAGGAAUUACUGUUAUUGAAGAUCUUGGCCGCAAUUCCACAAGCCCAUUGCAUAUGUCAGACCUGCACGUUAGAACGACUGCCAUAUAUAGCUUAUCAUAUGGCUCGAAAGAAAAAUAAGAUAUAUCCGCGUGAGUGGGAUGUAAAUCAACGAGCGGGAAAAGGAUGGCUGAUAAAUUUCGAAAUAGAAUACGAUUAUGAGAUCUUGAAUUCAUUCCCGGCUGUAUGUAAGCUGACACAAAAUAAUCCGAGCGAAGUAAACGAAAAAAAUAAGAAACAAAAGAUAUAG
This is a messenger RNA of Atta colombica, 630 nucleotides long. RefSeq lists its product as uncharacterized. Lineage: Eukaryota; Metazoa; Arthropoda; Insecta; Hymenoptera; Formicidae. Bases 1 to 630 code for a protein of 209 amino acids. The transcript has a single exon. The record is from RefSeq and is a predicted model, not a curated record.